Stereum hirsutum FP-91666 SS1 is the source of this 1161-nucleotide messenger RNA. RefSeq names its product alpha/beta-hydrolase. The coding region runs from base 1 to 1161 and encodes 386 amino acids. The record is from RefSeq and is a predicted model, not a curated record. NCBI's taxonomy places the organism in Eukaryota, Fungi, Basidiomycota, Agaricomycetes, Russulales, Stereaceae. The transcript is spliced from 4 exons.
AUGACGCGACUAUUUGCCAGAGCAUUAGGUUGUCUUGCUUUCUGCGGCCACGUAUUCGUACUAGCAUGCUCGAGCAAUCCGGAUGCGAGAUAUCCCCGACGGCCGAGCCAAGAGUCAGCCUACAUCCGUGACUACUUCUAUGCAGGUGGCUCCUGGGUGGACGAUGGUUCAGGCCAAGGAACUCGUGUGCUGCAGGGUCAGAUGUAUGUGGAGAGGUUGUCGCCGCCUUUUGGUGCUACCCAUCCAUAUCCAUUGGUAUUCAUCCAUGGGUCUGGUCAGACGGGUACGAAUUUCCUCAAUACACCUGAUGGUAGGAAAGGUUGGGCGUCUUGGCUCAUAGACCGCGGAUACGAAGUCUACAUCGUUGAUCAGGUCGCUCGCGGCCGGUCAUUAUGGUUCCCGGGAAACGAAACAUUAGCUGCUUUCUCCGCAGAAAUCAUCGAACAAUUAUUCACCGCCAGUCGAGAACUGGGCACAUGGCCACAAGCCUCUUUGCACACCCAAUGGCCCGGCUCGGGACGAAUAGGAGAUCCUAUAUUUGACGCAUAUUACGCUUCAAACGUCCAGUUCCUCACCAACAACACAUUCGUGCAGCUAAUCCUCAAAGAUGCAGGGGCGGCACUUCUAGAUAUCAUAGGCCCCUCCAUCAUCAUCGCGCAUUCUCAAGCAGGCUGGUUCCCCUGGUUAUGGGCCGAUGCACGUCCGAACCUCGUCAAAGGCAUCCUAGCCAUCGAACCCGCCGGACCUCCCUUCGAAGAUUGGUUCGACGCCGACGGCACCCCAACACGUCCUUACGGCCUCACCGACAUCCCACUCUCCUACAAUCCCCCCAUCACGGACCUCGCCAAACCGCUCACCACUGCCGUCUACCCAUCUACGCAUCCGAACGAGUACGACUGUGUGUUACAAGCCGAGCCCGCGCGCCAGCUCGUGAAUAUGCGACAUAUACCGGUGUUGGUGGAGACGGGCGAGGCGAGCUUUCAUGCGCAGUACGACAGAUGCGUCGCGCUGUUUUUAAGGCAGGCGGGUGUGUUGAAGACGGAGUUUGUGAAUCUGGGGGACGUCGGGAUACGGGGGAAUGGGCAUAUGCAGUUUUUGGAGAAAAAUAAUUUGGAGAUUAUACGGUGGUUGGAGGAACGUUGGAUUGGGAGGAUACGGUGA